UGGGGCUGGGCCAGACUGGUCGUUCUUCUGCUCUGGGACACUCACGCGGUCCUGGAACAGCCGCCAGGGUCUCCGGCUUGGGGGGCGGCUGGUCGGGGAAAUUGAUCUCCGGACCCUAGCCCUCCAAGUUGGGCAGCUCUGGCCCUGCCUCCUUCGGGUGGUCGUCGGGAGGCGACGUCCAGGCCUCGGACACACCUGGACCUCUGGUUCUUGUGCAAGGCAGAAUCCAUUCCUCAGACAUCCGGUGAAGUUGUGUCCAAGACAAGGAGACCAUUGGGUCUGUGGUGGAGGCUGAAGAGGUGGGAUGCAUGAAGCCCAAGGAUCUCCGUGGAGGUUUGCCCACCUAUAACCAUGGGACGCAGGAAGUCAAAACGGAAACCACCCCCCAAGAAGAAGAUGACAGGCACCCUGGAGACCCAAUUCACCUGUCCUUUCUGCAACCACGAAAAGUCUUGUGAUGUGAAAAUGGACCGUGCUCGCAAUACCGGAGUCAUCUCUUGUACCGUGUGCCUAGAGGAAUUUCAAACGCCCAUCACAUAUUUGUCAGAACCAGUGGAUGUGUACAGCGAUUGGAUAGAUGCCUGUGAGGCAGCCAAUCAGUAGCAACACAGAGGACCCAUCCCUUGGUGGCCCUGCCUGCCACGGACCCACCUGCUGGGUCCCAAUCCAGAGACAUUCCAGGGGUCCAGGGUGUGGGUCCAGAGCUGUGUGUAUGGAAUGGGUGUGAGCGUGAGUGAGCUGGUGUGGCUGCAAGCAUGGCUGUGUGCACGUGGACUUGGGGUGAAAUUGGUCUCCUGGGCCUGAGAGGCCCAAACUGGCCUCAUUUGGCUCCAGACUCCUUUGAACUGCUCCAUUCUCCAGCCCCAGCCUCCUGUGGCUUUGGAGUCCUGGCUCCUUCAGGGUAGGUUCCUGACAUCCUGGGCAAGGGAAGCCACCAGAGUCUGAAGAGGGACCUCCCUGGACUCCUCACCCACCUCACCAGCACCUCACCUGUGUGAACAGGAUUUCCCGCCCUUCUUCCCUUCCUCCCAGUGCCUGUAACUGGGUGUCAGCCACGUUCCCCAGGUCCCUUGGCUGGGCCUCGGUAGGAGGCCAGCUCCCCUGUGCUAACUAGAUAAGCUCUGUGUUAAUGGGAGCUGCUUUAUAGAGGAGGCAAGGAACGGUGUGGGGAUAGCUGUCAAUCAACUAGCCCUUCAAUAAAGCAGCUCAUGCAGA
Marmota monax (woodchuck) is the source of this 1215-nucleotide messenger RNA. RefSeq names its product elongation factor 1 (gene Elof1). The coding region runs from base 352 to 603 and encodes 83 amino acids. Gene Ontology annotation, biological process: transcription elongation by RNA polymerase II. The transcript is spliced from 6 exons. Gene Ontology annotation, molecular function: RNA polymerase II complex binding. Lineage: Eukaryota; Metazoa; Chordata; Mammalia; Rodentia; Sciuridae. Gene Ontology annotation, cellular component: transcription elongation factor complex. The record is from RefSeq and is a predicted model, not a curated record.